ACAAGCCUAGCCUCUCUGCUAUAGCUGCAGCUGCUCUGAAGAAAAGUGAGGAGGUAAGAGACAUGGUUUCGCUCAAGCUCCAGAAGCGGCUCGCCGCCAGCGUCCUCAAGUGUGGUCAGGGAAAGGUCUGGCUUGACCCCAAUGAAGUCAGCGACAUCUCCAUGGCCAACUCUCGCCAAAACAUAAGGAAGUUGGUCAAGGAUGGGUUCAUCAUCAGGAAGCCCACCAAGAUUCACUCGCGCUCCCGUGCACGUCGUAUGAAGGAGGCCAAGAGAAAGGGCCGUCACUCUGGAUAUGGUAAGCGUAAGGGUACCAGGGAGGCAAGGCUGCCAACCAAAAUCCUCUGGAUGCGCAGGAUGCGUGUCCUCAGGCGCUUGCUUCGCAAGUACCGGGAGGCAAAGAAGAUUGACAAGCACAUGUACCAUGAUAUGUACAUGAAGGUUAAGGGUAAUGUUUUCAAGAACAAGAGAGUGCUCAUGGAGAGCAUCCACAAGUCUAAGGCCGAGAAGGCAAGAGAGAAGACUUUGUCUGACCAGUUUGAAGCUAAGCGUGCCAAGAACAAGGCUAGCAGGGAGAGGAAAAAUGCUAGGAGGGAAGAACGUUUGGCUCAGGGACCUGGAGAGAGAGCUCCACCAGCUGACUCAACACAGGCAUCUAAGAAAUCUAAGAAGUGAGUCCUAUGAAGAUAACUGAUAGAUGGAUGGCUGUUGAUGGUCCAUGUGUUUCAAGUUGUUUUGAUAGGCUAGUUUUAAAGAACCAGUAUCUUUGUUUGUUUUGGACUAAAUUACUUUGCUUUGUAGUUGAAAGAAGUUUCAGGAUCUUUGUACUAUGUAUGAAGUUUCGUAUGUUUUGCUAUCUAUUUAUUGGUUUUUGCACUUGA
Rosa chinensis is the source of this 880-nucleotide messenger RNA. RefSeq names its product 60S ribosomal protein L19-3. The record is from RefSeq and is a predicted model, not a curated record. Lineage: Eukaryota; Viridiplantae; Streptophyta; Magnoliopsida; Rosales; Rosaceae. The coding region runs from base 63 to 674 and encodes 203 amino acids. Gene Ontology annotation, cellular component: ribosome; cytosolic large ribosomal subunit. Gene Ontology annotation, molecular function: RNA binding; structural constituent of ribosome. Gene Ontology annotation, biological process: translation. The transcript is spliced from 5 exons.